AAGGUGCUUACCCGAGCUGUUCGUGCUCACACACACACACGCGCGCACACCUCUCGUGCCUGCUGCCGGGGCAAGCUGAAGGAAACACCGCUGUGUUUUAGUCGUGUGAGGGGGGUGCACACUCACACACACGCACACGCGCACACACACACAACUGGGCUACGAGUUUAAUCGACAGGAAAAAAUUAAGGACUAAACUAAUCACUUGCAGAUUUUUUUUAAAACCACCGUCACCAAAACUGCACUCGACCGAAAAAAAUACUAAAAUUCGAAUAAAAAUCGCUCUGAUAGGUACAAAAUUGUUGACAGGUCCCUCCGGAUAUAUAGCAGCCCCGAACGAGCCAGAGAACUGAGACAAUUUCGUUUCGGAUAUUUCGAUCGUCCAACACCAUCAGCCAAGAUUUUCAGUAAUUUUGUGGCUGACCAUACGUCACCACGGAGUUCUACCUCUGCACGGAUUCCUUUUGAUUCUCCUAUCAGGUAGAUAACCAAAUCCGGGCAUCAUGGGUGUGGGUGAUGACGUAGCACCCAGGUUCACCCAGAAGCCGGCUCUGAGACAGGAGGACAAUGGUCAGCGAUUGGUCUUCCACUGUGUCCUGGAGGCGUCGCCCAAGCCGGACAUCGCUUGGUUCAUGGGCACCACCCCGAUACAGACGUCUGACAGAACGCGCAUGCGCGUGGAGCCGGCGGGAGGGUCAGCCUUCAACGUGAUCCUGGAGAUUCUGGGAGUGGCCCAGAGCGACGCGGGAACCUACAAGGUGGUGGCCAAGAACAGACUCGGCGAGGUGUCUGCUUCCAUCAACUUGAACUUUAGUGCUGGAGGACAGAAACAGCAGAUUCAAGAUUCGCUCCGAGCCGAGGGACGCCAAAACAUACUUCUUGGUACUGGAGAUUGACAACGUGGCAGCACAAGACGCUGGCAACUACAAGGUCACGGCCAAGAACCAGCUCGGAGAAAGCAACGCCACCAUCAGGCUCAACUUUGACAGCACCAUGAUCUUGCAUAUGCAGCAAGGCAUGGUACCUCAACAAGGGUCCCGCCCGGUCUUUGUGCAAAAGCCUGCCAUACGUCAGGCGGGCGGCAAGAUAAUUCUAGAAUGUCAGCUCACGGCUGACCCAGCCCCGACGGUAAUGUGGAUGUUGAAUGGGAGGCCUGUGGCGUCCGGAGGUCGUAUCCUCACCAAUAUGAGGUCGGAUGGCCACGUUCACCUCCUGUCUAUGGAGAUUUCGCAGGUGACGCUGCAGGAUGGAGGGGAGUACAGGGCGGUGGCCAAGAACGCUCUCGGUGAGGCCACCGCAACCAUCACGCUCAACUUUGAAGGCAGUAAAAAACCACAGAGUGACGGCAAAGCCCCUCACUUCACGCAGAAGCCCACCAUCAAGCAACAACAGAACCUGCUGCUGAUGACGUGUCUACUGGAGGCCAAGCCAGCGCCUCAGAUCCGAUGGUUCCGCGACACGACGGAGAUCGGCGAUGGUGGACGUUUCUCCAUCACCAUGCAGAGAGACCCUGGCGGCGCUGACCUCUAUACCGUCAUCUUACAGAUCAGGGACCCUAAAACAGAAGACGCAGGCACAUACAAGUGUACAGCAGCCAACGAUCUCGGAGAGUCGAACGCCAACAUCACUCUCAAUUUCCAAGGCGGAGAAAAGCCAGGAAAGCCCCCAGGUGGUAUUGCUCCGACCUUCAAGGAGAAGCCGAAAGUUGCUCAAGACCCGAGUGGCAAGAACAUCGUCAUCGAGUGUCGGUGCACAGCCAACCCUAAGCCAGACAUCACGUGGUUCAAAGGAACAGCCGCUCUGCCCACCAGCCCCAGGAUAAAGCCAACGAUCACGCAAAAUGGAAAUGAAUAUCUCAUCAAGCUAGAAAUUUUGAAUUUUACCAAAGAUGAUGGUGGUCAGUACAAAGUCAUUGCCAAGAACGACAUGGGUGAAGGAAGUGCAAACAUCACUAUCAAUCUGGAAGGACCUAAAGUCCCUCCUCCCAUCCUGCAAGGAAAUCCUGAAGUGAAACUGGAUGAGAGCGGCAAGAACAUUAUCAUCCGACAGGGCGUCAAGUCUCCGGAUAUGCCAGAGAUCAGCUGGUUCCUGAAUGACCAGCCCGUCAAGGCGGACCGUCGCAUCAAGUUCGACUGUCCGCUAGACAGGGGGGUCUUCUAUCCCAGUCUCAAGCUCGGAAACUUCACAGAAAAAGAUUCUGGUGUUUAUAAAAUCGUGAUGAAGAACGCUAGUGGAGAGGCUAUGGCCACAGCGACUGUCAACGUUGAUGCUCUGAAGCCCAAGCCCAAGGGAGAAGCGCCCAAGUUCACGCAGAAGCUGAUGCCCAAAGUGGUCAACGACGGAGACCAGGUGGAGUUUGUGGCCAAGCUGACCGGCACGGAGCCCGUGGAGACCCAGUGGACGAAGGACAAGAAGCCCAUCAAGCCUGGCGAUGUCUACGCUGUCUCUUACGACAAGGGCGUGGCCAAACUCAACAUCUCCGAGGUGUUUCCGGAAGAUUCCGGCGAGUAUGGCGUGAUGAUCAAGAACCAGUGGGGCUCCGCAACUUCCAUGGCCAGCCUUCAGGUCAAAGAGCUUCCUGAAGAGAAACAGCAACAGCAAAUUGAAGAAAGCAAGAUGGAAAUUAGAACAAUGUCCAAAAAAAAAGAAGAUGCACCUGAAGAGGUGAAGCAAGUGGAGGUGAAGCCGAAGGAAGAACCACCUAAAAUCGAGGAGCCACCUCCGAAAAAGGUUGAAGAACCCAAGAAAAAACCAGAAGAACCCAAAAAGGUGGAAGAACCCAAGAAGGUUGAAGAACCCAAGAAGGUUGAAGAACCCAAGAAGGUUGAAGAACCCAAGAAGGUUGAAGAACCCAAGAAAAAACCAGAAGAACCCAAAAAGGUGGAAGAACCGAAGAAGAAACCAGAAGAGCCGAAAAAAGUUGAAGAGCCAAAGAAGGUGGAAGAACCUCCAGUGCAGAAGAAAGACGAUGCGAAGAAAAACGCCACUCCUUCGAUUGUGGUCGACGGAGAGGAUGACGCAGGUAGAGUGGGAAAAAACAACAAGGGAGGUAAAAAUGUGAAAAAAGGGAAACCUGCUAAGGAUGACGCAGACUCUGACGAAGAGAAUUCAUCAAACAAGAGAGCGCCGAAAGGCAAAGGUGGGAAGGCGUAUACCAAAAAACCCACGACUAUUUUGGAAGAGCUGGAAGAAGAUAACCUCAAGGAUCAGGAUGAUGAAGAUGCGGGUUAUGAGGCGGACGAAGACCGCACCGGACCCUACGACUUGGAUGACGCGGAUGAAGGUAAAGGCAGCAUGGACUUUUCCAAGGACAAGAAACCAAUCAUGGCCAUCGGCGAGGGUCCAGCCCUGAAGGACAAGCCACAGAACCAGGUGGUCAUGGAAGGUGAUGACCUCAAAGUGACCGUGUCCGUUGACCCCAAGGGCAAGCCCACGCCUGCCAUCAAGUUUUACCGCGGACCUCGUGAGCUCAAGGACGACUCACGUGUGACCAUCAGGACUUCGGGCAACUCGUCCACUCUGUCCAUCAAGAGGUCACGUCUGACAGACGAGGCCAAGUACACGGUCAUCGUGGAGUCUGAGGGGGCCAUCACCGACACAGCCACCUUCAGUGUGUUCAUCAAAGAUCCCAAGGACUCGCAGUUGGACUACAGGGCCCUGCUCAAGCACAGGGAAGUUGCCCAGAAGAAGGAAGACGAGGAAGAUCCAGACUGGGGUAACCUGAAGCCAGAGACAGUGGACAAAAAAGGACGCAGGCUUUCUCAGAUUGAGGUCAUGAAGAUGAGUCUGAAGAAGGUGGAGAAAGCAGAAGGCAGCGAUUCUGAGGAUGAGAAGCGCACUGGUAAAAGCACGGAGGGCUACAGGAGAGGCUCGCGUGCCGAGCAUGAACGCGACCAGAAAGAGAUGGUUUAUAACAGAGAAGAAGAAAAGCAAAAGGGUAGUGGCAGUCGCCGGCAAUCUGUAGAAAUUGAAACCCCAGUGAAGAAACCGUCGGCCGACAAACUGGAGGCGCUGGAGCAGCAGAGAAGGUCGUCCAUGCAGCAACGUCGCGCCUCCCUGGCCGAGGUCAUCCCUGAUUGGCCCACGCUGCAGAAGAGAAAAGUGAUCAAGGAGGAGCCCGACAAGUUCAACAUUGAACUGGAGGACAUCAAGUGCAUGGAGGGAGAGCCCAAGGUGGAGUUUGAGGUGGACUUCUGCAAGCCCAAUGCCACCAUGAACGCUGUAUUCUACGCAUCGUCAACGCCCAGCAAGAGGAUGAGGGCAAUUACUCCUGUACCUGUGGCAAUGCCAAGACCGAAACCAAAGCACAGGUUACAGAACCCGAGUGGGAGUUCAUGAAGAAGCUGGAAGAUGUGGAGGCCGUGGAGAGAGAGAAGGCAACCAUGGAAUGUGACGUCAGUGACCCCGAGGCUGACGUCACCUGGCUCAGGGAGGGCAAGGCCACUCCUGGUGUCGUUGAGGAGCUGAAGUCUGGCGGCAAGUACGAGUUUGUCAAGGACGGCCUCAAGCGACGUCUCAACAUCAAGAACUGCAACAUCAAGGACGACGGAAAGUACACGUGCCGACUUUUGGAGCAGGAGACCACCGCUGAGCUCUUUGUGUCUCGUGCUCCCCUGCCAAGAGCUCUGUGGUCCAAGGACGGCAAACACAUCGAUGAAGGCAACUUGGACACGGAGACCGGCCCCAAGAACACCAAGCUGAGGAUCCCCGCUGCCCAGCGGUCAGACACUGGCCAGUACGAGCUCACGCUGAGCAACGAAGCCGGCGAGGAUAAAGUGCCCAUCAAGAUCACCGUCAUGGAUGCCCCUGGCCGCCCCGAGGGUCCGCUGGAGAUAGUGGACAUCUACGCCAACCGCUGCGCCCUGCUGUGGGACAAGCCGAAGGACGACGGAGGCUCGCCCGUCACUCACUACAUCGUGGAGAAGAUGGACACCGCCAAGGGAGAAUGGGAGAAGGUUUGCGAGACUGAUGACCUUGAGGUGGACGUGAGUGACCUUGAGGCCGGUCACAAGUACCAGUUCCGUGUGUCGGCGGUCAACUCUGAGGGUGUUAGCGAGCAGCUGGCCUCUGAUGGAGCUAUCCUGGCUAAGGAUCCAUGGGACCCGACCAGCCCGCCCGGAGAGCCAGAGGUCAUCGACUACGACAAGGACUACGCUGAGCUCCAAUGGGAGCCGCCCGUCAAGGAGAACGGAGCUCCGGUCAGCGGCUACACCAUCGAGUACCGCGAGAAGGGAGAGGAUGACUGGAAGAAGGGAGUGGACACUGGCCCUGAGAACAAGGGCACCGUGCCGGGUCUGAAGGAGAACAAGGAGUACGAGUUCCGCGUCAUCGCCAAGAACAAGGCGGGACCUUCCGCUCCCAGCGACUGCUCCGGUCCUGUCGUCUGCAAGUCCAGGAAAGUCAAGCCCAGAAUUGAUCAGCGAUCUGUUCCGCAAAACAUCAGGAUCAAGGUCGGUCAGAAGUUCAAUAUUCCUAUCACUUACAUCGGAGAGCCAAACCCGCAAGUGAAAUGGGAGGUCAAGAAUAUGGUCAAGGGGGACCCAGACACAGAAGAAAAACAAGAGAUCUUGCCCCUUGAGCCGAGAGAUGACCUGACCAUCUCCAACAAGCCCAAGGAGUCGACGGUGAACUGCACCAGCGGUGUGCGGAAGGACACGGGAGAGUACAUCGUCACCGUAUCCAACAAGCACGGGUCGGACACUGCCACCAUCAAUGUAGUCGUGCUGGGACCACCCAACAGACCUGGAGGUCCUCUCGAGGUCAAGGACGUGACCAAAGAUGGCGCCACCAUCACCUGGAAGCCUCCAACUGACGACGGUGGAAGCGACCUCAAUGGUUACCGUGUGGAGAAGAUGGACCUGGCCAAGGGCAAGUGGGAGAAGGUGGCCACCGUCCAGGGCAACAAGUGCAACAUCCCCAAGCUGCAGGAAGGUCACCAGUACAAGUUCCGCGUGGUCGCCGAGGGACCCAACGGCGACAGUGAGCCUCUCGAGUUGGAGGAGCCAAUCACGGCCAAGAACCCCUUCGACGAGCCGAGCCGCCCCGGCAAACCCGAGGUGUUGGAUCGCGACCGCACAUUCAUCGCCCUCAAGUGGGAGCCACCCAGCAGCGACGGUGGUGCCCCCAUCACAGGUUACGAGGUCGAGCGAAAGGAGCCCAAGACCAACAGGUGGACCAAGCUCACCAGGACGCCCGUGCCGGAGGCUACGUUCAAGGACGAGAAGGUUCAGGAGGGCAAGGAGUACGAGUACCGCGUGUACGCCAUCAACGAGGCUGGACCUUCGGAGGCCAGCUCCACGUCUGUGCCCAUCAUUGCCAAACCCGCUAAAGAGGCCCCCAAGGUCAAUCUGGACAACUUGUUCGGUGCCAAAGAGAUCCGCGUGCGUGCUGGAGAGCCUCUUAACAUCGCCCUGGGUAUCUGUGGUGCUCCUGAGCCCACCGUAGAGUGGCUGAAGAAUGGAAAACCACUCAGCAACAGGGCCCAAAUGAUGAAUGACGACAAGGAGGCUAAACUGCACGUGCCGGCGGCCGAGAGAGGGGACACGGGCAAGUACACCAUCAAGGUCGCCAACGUGAACGGAGAGGACACCGCCGAGGUUUCUGUGGUUGUGCUAGACAAGCCUGGAGAGCCCGAGGGUCCUCUGGAGGUGUCCGACGUUACCGCAGAGACGGCCAAGUUGACCUGGAAGCCCCCCACGGACACUGGCGGUGCAGAGGUCACAGGCUACAUCGUUGAGAAGUGCGAGGAAGGCUCCAACUUCUGGGAGAAGGUUCCGGGUCUGAUCAACGGCGAGACCAUCACGGCCAAGGGGCUGAAGGAGGGCAAGAACUACAAGUUCCGGGUCAAGGCCGAGAACAUCUAUGGGGUCGGCGAGCCGCUGGAGAGCCAGAGGAUGACCGCCAAGAAUCCUUUCGACACGCCCGAUGCCCCCAGAGAUCUUGAGAUCGGCAAGUACGACAAGUUCUCCGUCACUCUCAACUGGAAGGAACCGGUCAAUGAUGGAGGAAACCCCAUCAAAGGCUAUAUGAUUGAGAAGAAGGAGAAGGGCAAGGACUGGACCAAGGCCACCGUGUUCCCCGUGCCAGAGACGACCUUCAGCGUCAUCAAGUUGAACGAAGGCUCUGAGUACGAGUUCCGCGUGAUGGCCGUGAACGACGGUGGGCCGGGAAAACCCAGCAAGGCAACACCCAAACACAUCGUUCGCGAUCCCAUCUUCCCCGCUAGUGCUCCGUCUCCCCCCAACGUGGACAAAAUCACCAAGAACUCGGUGGCUCUGUCCUGGGCCAAGCCCGCCAACGAUGGUGGCAGCAAACUGACAGGCUACGUCGUGGAGAAGAAGAAGAAGGGAGAGGACUGGAUGGAGUGUGCCACUCUGCCGGCCAAUCAGCUCAACACGACGAUCACAGGCCUGCAGGAAGGAGAUGAGUACCAGUUCAGGAUCCGCGCGGAGAACGCCAUUGGUCCAGGCGAGCCCAGCAAGCCCACCAAUAACAUCAAGGUGGCAGAACAGCCAGAGAAGCCCAAGAUUGACAAGGCUGGCCUGAAGGACAUCAACGUGAAGGCGGGUCAAGAGUUCACCAUCAAGGUCCCCUACAAGGGAUACCCUAAGCCUACAGCAAACUGGACCCUGGAUGGAAAGGACGUCGACGACGCACCAAGGCAAACUGUCACUCUCACAGAUGACCACGCCAUCCUGCACUGUGCCAAGGCCAAGAGAGACGACACCGGCAAGUAUCAGCUGACCCUGAAGAACCCAGAGGGGACAGAGACCCUGUCUCUCAGCGUCAAUGUGCUGGACAAACCUGGCACACCACAGGGUCCCCUCGAGGCCACGGAGAUCGAUGGAGAUUCUCUCACGCUGAACUGGCGUGCACCGAAAGACGACGGUGGAGAUAAGAUCACCAACUACAUAGUUGAGAAGAGAAAGGCCGGCACCAACAGGUGGCAGAAGGUGAGCUCCUUCAUCAACAGCCCAACCUGCCAGGUGAGAAACCUGGAGCCGGGCACCAAAUACGAGUUCCGUGUAGCUGCUGAGAACUCCCAGGGGGUCAGCGACUUCCUGGAGACGGAAACACCGGUGCUUGCCAAAUUGCCUUACGAUGCCCCCGGAGCCCCGAGUGCGCCCAAGUGUGUGGGCACUACGGAGGACUCCAUCACGAUGUCUUGGAAUCCGCCCAAGAAAGAUGGCGGCAACCCCAUCCAGGGAUAUGUCAUCGAGAAGCGGGAGAAGGGAGACGAUCGCUGGACAAAGGCCAACAUCGGAGAUGUCAAUGACACAGAGUUCACGGCCAAGGGCUUGCAGGAGGGCAAGCAGUACGAGUUCCGUGUGGCUGCCGUCAACAACGCUGGCAUUGGAGAGUUCAGCGACGGCAGCGGCAACAUCAAGGCUCUGCCACCACCUGUGGCUCCGAGGAUCAACCGUGACUUGCUGCCCACCGUCAAAGACAUCAAGGCCAAAGUGGGAGAGGAGUUCAAGAUCAGCAUUCCCUUCUCUGGCAACCCCAUUCCCACCGCCACAUGGACUCAGGGUGGCAUGACGGUCCACGAGACAGAUCGCAUCAAGUUGGACGUGCAGCCCGACGCUAUGACUCUCAUCUGUAAAAAGGCUGAGAUGAAAGAUGCCGGCAAAUAUCAGCUGACCCUCACCAACGACAAGGGCACGGACUCCGUGGCCAUGAAUGUUGUGGUUGUCGAUGCCCCCAGCAAGCCAGAGGGACCCAUUGAGGUCAAGGACGUUUCCCCAGAGUCGUGUGUGUUGUCCUGGAAUCCUCCAAAGGCAGCACAGACGCGAUACGGGGAAGAUGGAGGAAGCAUUGUGAGCAACUACGUGGUAGAGAAACAGGACGUGGCUACUGGCAGGUGGGAGCCUGUGAGUCGCUUUGUCCGUGGCACUCACUACGAGGUCAUGGGUCUGGUGGAAGGUCACUCCUACAACUUCCGCGUGAGCGCCGAGAACGAGUACGGUGUGAGCGAGCCCCUGGAGACCACGAUGAGCACUGUGGCGCAGCACCCGUACAUGAAGGGCUUGGACAACGACACAGAGUAUGAGUUCCGUGUCCGCGCCAAGAACUCUGCGGGUCUGGGUAACCCCAGCGACAGCACGGGACCCGUACACGUCAAGCCCAAGUACAGCAAGCCAUCUACUCCUGGAGUCCCAGAGGCCGCUAAAGUGGGCAGAACUUUUGUGGAGCUUAAGUGGGACAAACCGAGGAACGACGGUGGCUCCAAGAUCACAGGCUAUGUUGUGGAGAAGCGAGAGAAGGGAAUGUCCUCCUGGCUCAAGGCCAAUGAGUUCCCCAUCCUGGACAACAACUUCAACGUGUCCGGACUGGCCGAGAACUCAGAGUACGAGUUCCGUAUCGCUGCCAUCAACGCAGCUGGCACCGGGGAGUGCAGCUUGCCUUGCGCACCUGUCAAGAUCAAGGAGAAAGUCGUCGGCUCGGCCCCAGAGUUCAUCAAGAAGCUUCAGAACACAAAGGCUCCCCUUGGUGGAGAGGCUCAGUUCAGUGUGGAGGUCUCAGGCACGCCCAAACCAGAAGUUUUGUGGUUCAAGAACGGAGUGGAGCUCGGCUCCGCCGGCCGUAAUCGCGUGCGUGUGGACGGAGACACGUACACUCUGUUCAUCAAUGAGGUCUACGACAAGGACGCAGGGGACAUAACUUGUGAGCUCAAGAACGCCCUUGGACGAGAGUCAUGCUCCUGCCAUCUGUCGGUGCUGGCUCCCCCCAAACUGGAGAAAGACUUGCGCGACCAGAAGGUCGAUGCAGGAGACCAGUUCAAGGUCAAACUGCCUUUCAGCGGCACCGGGCCAUUCGACAUCAAGGUCAAGAAGGAUGGCAAGGAGGUCAAGGAGGGAGACCGCAUCAAGAUCUCGCCCUUCGACGACUUUGUCACGUUUGUCAUCAAAGAUGCUGAGAGAGAUGACACUGGCAAAUACACCAUUGAGAUCAGCAACGACAGUGGCACAGUCUCUGCCCCAUUCCAGCUCAAAGUUGUCAGCCCGCCCGGAGCACCCACAGGUCCGCUGGCCGUGUCUGACAUCACCAAGAACACGUGCCGUCUGGCCUGGAAGCCGCCCAAGGAGGACGGAGGCGGUCGCAUCACAAACUACCUGGUGGAGCGUCAGGAGAUCGGCAAACCCUACUGGGUCACCGUCUCCUCACACUGCAAGGACACGUCCAUUGAUGUCCAAGGUCUGUACGAGAACAGCCAGUACUUGUUCCGUGUGGCAGCUGUCACUGAGAACGGGCCCGGAGAGUUCCUGCAGGCUGAGAACCCCAUUGUAGCCAAGAUGCCUUUCGAUGCCCCCGAGUCCCCCGGCACCCCCGAUGUCACAGAAGUUGGUGGCGACUUUGUCAGCCUCACCUGGGAGAGACCAAAGUCUGACGGAGGUGGCAAGAUCCUGGGCUACUGGGUUGAGAAGCGUGAGCACGGCACGGACAACUGGUCCCGCGUCAACCACCAGCCCUGCAUUACCAACAUGAUCAACAUCUCCAGCCUCAUCGAGGACCGCCGCUACGAAUUCCGCGUGUUUGCCGAGAACGAGGCCGGCAUGAGCAAACCUUCCAUGGCCUGCAACAGUGUCAAGAUCAAGGAUCCUAACGCUGCUGAGAUCCCCGAGUUCACAAGUGGUUUGAAGAAGGUACAAGCAGUGGAGGGCAAGUCUGCACGCUUUGAAUGUGAGGUCUCCGGUAACCCCAAGCCUGACAUUCAAUGGUACAAGGGAGUUCGCGAAAUUUUCGACAACGACAAGUUUGAGAUAAUCUCGGAGGGCAACAAGCAGAUCCUGGUGGUGCGUGACGUGUACGGCGAGGAUUCUGACGAGUAUUCUGUCCGUGCCACCAACAGGGGAGGCAGCCGGGUGUCCAGGUCUGAGCUGGAGAUCAAAUCUCCACCAAAGAUCAACGUACCUCCGAGGUUCCGUGACAUCUGUACGUUCGAGAAGGGAGAGACGGUCACGCUGAAGAUUCCUUUCAACGGCAACCCCAAGCCCACCGUGAAAUGGAUCAGAGACAACGAAGAGGUCAAGGGGUCAAGAUUCCACGUGGAGGUGACCGACCGUCACGCCAUCCUGACCAUCAAGGAUGCCAGCAAGCAGGAUGACGGGCCAUACCGGCUGCAGCUGGAGAACACGCUGGGCAACGACUCAGCCGUGCUCAAAGUACAAGUCAAUGAUCGUCCUGAUGCGCCACGGUUCCCUGUGGUGGAGAAUAUCCGCGACGACUCUGUUGUGUUGUCAUGGAAACCACCUCUCAAUGACGGCGGCAGCUUCAUCACGGAGUACGUCGUGGAACGCCAAGAGCCACCCAGCGGGAACUGGUUCCGUGUGGCUUCUACCAGGUUCAACUUCCACAACGUAACCGGCCUGUCACCAAACAAAGAGUACUCGUUCAGAGUUCUGGCCGACAACUUCUACGGUCGCAGUGACGCGUGCGAGCCAACCGCUCCCAUCAAGACAGAAGAACCAGAGUCUGUGAAGAAGAAGAAGCAAAUGGAAGAUGAGUUCGGCCGCAAGGUCAGAGGCAAGUACGAUGGACCCAAGAUCAACGACUACGACAAAUUCUACGAAGACAUCUGGAAGAAGUACGUGCCGCAGCCGGUAGAGGUGAAACAGGGCAGUGUCUACGACUACUACGACAUUCUGGAAGAGCUGGGCAGCGGUGCCUUCGGAGUUGUUCACCGAUGUGUGGAGAAAGCGACGGGUCGCGUGUUUGUGGCCAAGUUCAUCAACACGCCGUACCCUCUGGACAAGUACACGGUGAAGAACGAGAUCUCCAUUAUGAACCAGCUGCAUCAUCCCAAGCUGAUCAACCUGCACGACGCCUUCGAGGAUAAAUACGAGAUGGUCCUUAUCCUUGAGUUCCUGUCGGGAGGAGAGUUGUUUGACCGUAUCGCGGCCGAGGACUACAAGAUGUCGGAGGCUGAGGUGAUCAACUACAUGCGCCAGGCCUGUGAGGGGCUCAAGCACAUGCACGAGCACAGCAUUGUUCAUCUGGACAUCAAGCCGGAGAACAUUAUGUGUGAGACAAAGAAAGCCUCCAGCGUGAAGAUCAUUGACUUUGGGCUGGCUACCAAGCUCAACCCUGAUGAGAUUGUCAAGGUCACCACGGCAACGGCAGAGUUUGCUGCCCCUGAGAUCGUGGACCGUGAGCCCGUCGGCUUCUACACGGACAUGUGGGCCAUCGGUGUUCUCGGCUAUGUCCUGCUGAGUGGUUUGUCUCCCUUCGCUGGGGAAGAUGAUCUUGAGACCCUGCAGAACGUGAAGCGAUGCGACUGGGAGUUUGACGAGGACGCCUUCUCCUCUGUGUCACCCGAGGCUAAGGACUUCAUCAAGAACCUGCUGCAGAAAGAGCCAAGGAAGCGUUUGACUGUCCAUGAUGCCUUGGAACAUCCUUGGCUCAAGGGUGACCACAGCAACCUGACCAGCAGAAUUCCCUCCAGCCGCUACAACAAGAUCAGACAGAAGAUCAAGGAAAAAUACGCUGACUGGCCCGCCCCCCAGCCCGCCAUUGGACGUAUCGCCAACUUCAGCUCCUUGCGUAAACACAGGCCCCAGGAGUACCAGAUCUACGACAGCUACUUUGACCGUAAGGAAGCUGUUCCCAGGUUUGUGCGUAGACCACGCAACCAGAUCACAGCUGAAGGCCAGAGUGCCAAGUUUGACUGUAAAAUCAUCGCUGCUUCACCUCCUAUUGUCACCUGGUACAAGGACGACGGUCUGCUAGGCCAGAGCUACAAGCACAUGCAGAAGUACCACGGCUCCGAGUACGAGCUCAAGAUCUCCCGCAUCAAGAUGGACGACAAGGGAGAGUACAUCGUCAGGGCAGAGAACUCUUUCGGUCGCAAGGAGGAGAGGGCUAACCUCAAAGUAGAAGCUGGCCCAGAGAAACCUGCGGCUCCCAGCAGAGAAACCACUCCCAUGAGAAAGAAGCGAGUGUUUGAGGAGAAGGAGUUUGAGAAGCCAAAGGAGGAUGAGAGUCCCAACUUCAACUUUGACCUCCGACCUCGCGUCAUUCAAGCCAACACUGAGUUCAAGCUCAUUUGCUGCGUCAAGGCUCACCCACCACCAAAGGUGGUAUGGUACAAAGAUGACCGUGAGAUCUCGGACGGUACUCACUACACCAUCCAGUACUCUCACGGCAUCUGUACCAUGGAGAUCAGCAAUGCCAAGCCGGAGGACUCUGGCAAGUACACUUGUAUUGCUAAGAACCCGCUGGGAGAGGAGCAGACCACCUGCAAGGUUGUGGUGGAGGACCGCGUCCACUCCGGUGACAGCAAGUCCUCCCAGUCCUCACACACGUCACGCACCGUCAGACGCACAAAGUCCGGUGCCAACUUCGAGGAGUCGUCGAGCUACGAGGAAUCGAGCUCCACCGUGAGGAAAAGCCGCCGCAGUGAUAUCUCCGAGGAGGUCACCACCUCACGCUCUUCACGGAAGUCAACCUUCAGUAGCACCAGUAGUAGUAGUCACACCGAAGGACGAGAAGAGCCCCAGGAGGAGGCGCCCAAGUUCACACAGAACCUGGAGCCAGUGACCGUCAACGAGGGCGAGAAGAUGACCCUGUCCUGCUCCGUGACCGGGAAACCUGAGCCCAACAUCGAGUGGUUCCAGAACGGACAGCUCUUGAAGUCUGAUGAGAUCGUAGCCCUGAGCUUCCGCCGUGGAGUCGCCAAACUGGAGGUCGGUGAGUCCGUCAUUGAGGACGAGGGAGACUACGUCUGCAAGGCCACAAACACGGCCGGCGUGGCAUCCACCAAGGCCAACGUCACCGUCAUUGUGAAGAAAGCUGCGGCCGGCUCUGAGAAGAAGUCUGCUGCAUCCGAGGCCCCGAGGUUCCUGGAGCUGGUUCAAGGACAGAGUGUGUCCGACGGAGACUCAGUCACUCUGCAAUGCAGAAUAGCAGGAAAGCCCGAUGAUGUCCAGUGGCUGAAGGACGGCAAGCCCGUGAAGCCUUCCGACGACUUCCGCUACGAGAACGCCGGAGACGUGUACAAACUGGUGAUCGCCGAGAUUUUCCCGGAGGAUGGCGGCGUGUACUCCUGCCAGGCCUCUAGUGCUGGAGGAAAAGCCACAGCCUCUGCCACUGUGUUUGUCAGCGUUCCGGAAGAAGAACCCACCGUGCCCGUGUUCAGCGCCUUCCCCAAGAGCCAGAGCGUGGACGAGGGAAGCUCCGUGACCUUCAACGCCACCCUGGACAGCCCGUCCACUGUCACAGUGUCUUGGAGCAAAGAUGGCCGCCCCAUCGAGGAGUCUGGCCGCUUCAACGUGUCCCAAGACGGCAACUCUGCCACUUUCACCAUCCCCACCGCCCUCUCGACUGACACCGGGUCCUACACUGUGUCUGCCUCCGACGAGCGCGGUCAGACUAGCUGGACAUUUUCGCUGGUGGUCAGAAUGGGAGACUCGGCGGCCGGGGAAGUCGACGUCCAGCAGUUGAUUAACUCCGUGCAGUGAGCCGUGUAGUGUGUUGUGAGCGUGUCACCACUGAGGCGUGUAAGGAGACAGACCCGCACCUUGGGAAGCAUCAUGAAAGACAACAUCGCAGCAGCAGCAACAUUCUUAUCUCAUCUCGUCUGUCCACACCUACAACUGAUUUGGGAGAUGUGCCGACAAAAUGAGUUACUUCUCAGAUUUUAUUCUGAUGGAAAUAGAUACGUCAAAUUGACAGGUUGAAUUUUUACAAUUUAUUUGAACGAAAUAUCAUAUCAUAAAAGACAUGUUAAACUUGAAGAGAAUGGUAUUGGUUUAGAAUCUACAAACACGACGCUUGUGUUGAUCUUUGGCUGAUAUCUCCAUUCAUGGAUUGCAAAAAGUAACUCAUUUUGUCAGCACGCCUCACAUUUCGAUCAGGGCCCGUGUAGUAAGCUCUGACCCUGAUGAGACGCGGAAAUUCCCAGACACCCUCGAUGCAUGCUUUCACUUUGGCAUUCAUUAUCAACAUGCACGACUUUUUUUUCCUUUCAACAAAGUUAAGAGGGAUCGUCCUGAUCCACUGAUGCAUUUCAUGAUGUCUAAGGGUGUAUUCAGAGUAAUUUGACAGUGGUCUGCUGAUCCCUUUUCUUGGUCCUACAAGAAGAGAAUGAGUAUGGACUUUACACAGUUCCUUGCGUCACCGUUUCUGGAAUGACCUCUCUUCUCUCGCUGCACGCCAGUGGUCAGGUGUUUAUUUUUUUAAAUCAGCCCUACGCAAUUUUGCUGGUGUUUUUUUUUUUUUCUCCCAUUUGUUCCCCCUUGUAAAGGAGAGUCUGAAAGUUGACGAUUUCUUCCGUCAUCACUUCAGCAUCGAUCGAUAAAGUUGAUAAAGUCAUGGUGGGGAUUGUGUCGCGAACUGGCAGGCUUUGCUUUCCUUUAGGGCACAGCAUGCAACUUGUAGUGGCCAAACUUUUUUUAACCAUUAUCAAAAGUUGAACACAUAUAUCCCUUGUGUAAAUUAUUUGUCUUGGCAGUGGUGUGAACAAAGAUGUCCGUUUGUGAUAUAAUGCUUCUUGAACAGAGAACAGAAAAUUAUUUAUAUCAGAACCCUAUAAUAAUAAUGAAAACUACAUUUAUUAUAAUAAUAUGUGUAUAUUUCUUUGUGGGUUAUUGCCACUGAUUCACUAAGAAAAUGUGUUUUCCUUUUGUUUUCAAGUUUUGUUCCAGCACUUCCUUGGUUCCAGUCAUUUGACAAUUAUUGAUUCUUGUACAGUUGAUUUAUUGUCUCACCACGUGUCGCGUGUACGCCUCACACUUGCUGUGUGUGUGCGCCUCCGUUCUGUAUACGACAUCAGCUGAUUGGCCUUUGUCAGUGACGUUUUAUUUUUAGAUUUCAAAUCGAGUGCCUUCCAUGCUAUUAUCAAAAAGUGUUGAUUUAUUUUUUAAUCUAUACAUACAAGUAUAUGGUGGUUUACAUAACAGAUUGCACAAUCAUUUCCUGGAGUUAGUCCCUGCGUCUUAGAAAGGGUUCUUUGUUUUUGAAGUGCUUAAGUAGUUAACCUUGAAUGGUUCAAUGUGGCGUUAAGAAAAUAUGGAUGAAUGAACGAAUGACUAAUGGACUAGUGUUUACAUUUGUGGGGCGAACAAUUGUGAUUUCAAUCCUGUGUGCUUUAUUCAUAUUUAUCAAAAGUUGGCAAUUCUGUUUUGUCAAAACUACAAUAUCUUCCACCUCCAUGGGGAGGGAGGGGCAGGGUUGUGUCUCGCCGUGCGUCUGCAGUGAUCAUGUGGUGUGUCUCGCCGUGGGUCUGCGGAGGUCACAUGGUGUGUCCCACGCCCCCUGGAGGCAGGAAGUAUUGCUCAUUUUCUGUUCCCGCUACUGCUCCCUGGUUCCCAACCUUUGUAACACAUCGCAAAAUAAAGCUGCUGGUUUUUCAAA
This is a messenger RNA of Aplysia californica (California sea hare), 16350 nucleotides long. Its product is annotated as twitchin. The record is from RefSeq and is a predicted model, not a curated record. Lineage: Eukaryota; Metazoa; Mollusca; Gastropoda; Aplysiida; Aplysiidae. Gene Ontology annotation, molecular function: protein binding; protein kinase activity; ATP binding. Gene Ontology annotation, biological process: protein phosphorylation.